UAAAUUUAUGUUAUAGUAAUUUCAUCUUCCUGUCCUUAUCCCAAUUAUUUGAUACUCAUAUUACUUAAGGUUUUGGCUUUUAGUUGUACAAUCGUCCAGCAUCCUGACAUCAACCCUCUAGGAAUAAUAUAUUAAAAAAAUAUGGUCAUUAUUAGCACUUUGAUAAAUAAUAUAAAUCACGUUAUUUAAAAAAAUCCAAUAAGUACGUUAGUUACUCAGUUAAGUAAAAACAUAUCACAUUAUUAAUUAAAAUAUUACAAGGAUCAAAAUGGUUCAUACUAAAUCCACACCGAUUGCGCUACACGUUUAUUUGCGUCUGUGUGCGUGUAUUACUGUAUGUGUGCGUAAAUCCAUGCGAUUAAACUUAAAGUUGAGCGGCAUCAUUUUGUCAUAGGCCUCAUAACUACACGAACGAGAAACUACAGCAGCAGUUGCAAUUCGAAUUCAAUUCAAGCUUGAAGAGGACGAAUAUAUAAAGGUUUGUCAGAGCUAUGGCUUCAUCAUCACGUGCAUCAGCUGCUUUGUCUCUACCAGACAUAAUCGAAAAUUUCUUGUCAGACCUAGAGGUUAAGGGUGUAAUCUCAGAAACUGAUUUGAAGGAGAUUAUUAACGUCCAAGAUGAUUGGGUGAAACUAGUCAGCACAGCCUUGGAAUACCAAGGAUUUAAUCCCAGAGUGAUUAUGAGCCAGCUGAUUAGGAAUAGGAAGAGCUAUGAAGCUCAGAAGAACUCCCUUAUUCAAUGGGAUUUGGCAAAUGAUAGAGAUAAUUUAAAGUGGACACCAGCAUCAGAAGAGAAGAACAGAUUCUCUAAUCAGGAGAGUUUUUCCAAAGAUAUUAAUUUCUUGAUAAGAAUGUUCCUUGCCACGAAUAAUCAUAUUGGCAAGAUCAUAAAGAAAGCCAGAGGAGGAGUGGAUGACAUACUAAACAUGCUAAAGGAGAAGUAUGUUAUAGAUGAUAAUAUUCACAAGAGUGGAACUUCUCAGAAAUCUAGGAUCACACUCCCUAGGAUUGUAAAAGUCUUCCCUGGUACAGCAGUCAGGAUGUUCCAUGAGAAGUCAGUGAAGGAAAUAGUGGCAUAUGAGAUAUUUCCUGGAUCACUCAAACCCGACACUCAUGCCAUCUGCUGCCCUUUAUUGCCAUCUGUGUGUCCUAAUUCAUUAGUGGAAGAAAAAGGGAAUAAUUUCCAUCCUGUGAUGAUAUGGACUGCUAUCAAAUUAGAUGACAUCAUACACAGGAAAGACAAAGUAGUCACCCCUCUUAUUAAACUUCUCAUAUAUUACCGUGCUAGGUACCAAUCUACUGCAGUUCCAGAGAAAGCUAGAAUCGCUAUAUUUAAACUUUUUGGACUAAUUACUAUCAAGAGGGUAUCUAAAGUUGCAGAGGACAUCAUGCUAACGGAGAAUGCGAAGGCUUUGGUUUCCUCAUGCCAUUCAACAUUAGGUCAAAUGAGAACUGAUGAUAAGAACCAUGACUUGAUGAUGAAGGUUGCCAAGACAGGAGACAUGACUUUAUUUUAGCAUCUUUCUUUUAGUUUAGUGAUUUUUGUUUUUGAAUUUUCCUUGGAUUGAUUAGAUUUAAUCAUUUUUUAGUAUAUGACCUAAAAUAAUUCUUCCUUUUAUAAUUCUUUUAAUAAUUCUUUUUUUAUCUACU
This is a messenger RNA of Achroia grisella, 1650 nucleotides long. RefSeq lists its product as uncharacterized. The transcript is spliced from 2 exons. NCBI's taxonomy places the organism in Eukaryota, Metazoa, Arthropoda, Insecta, Lepidoptera, Pyralidae. The record is from RefSeq and is a predicted model, not a curated record. The coding region runs from base 492 to 1517 and encodes 341 amino acids.